GUCCACGGUGACACGGUUCAUCACGGAAGCUCCGAGUGCUGUAAAUGCCAGGGUUGCUUCAGGACUUCCAUCUCGACUCUUGACGAUCCAACAUCCAGAUCGCAUGAUCACCAAUAUUUAAACCAACCCAACACUCGUUCGGCUACACAUCGUAGCAUACAACAAUGACAACCAUGUUUAACGCCCUCAACCGCUUCAUAUCCCGGCUCGACGGCGAUGCGCCCACGUCCAAGGAGAACCAGCCUGGCGGAUUCGGCUUCCAAGUGCUGCGAAACACCAACCCAGACCUGGCCAUUGAGCCAUGGUUUGACUUUGUCGUUGGAAUCAAUGGGCGGAUGAUUGACGACUCUGACCCGAGGCUCUUUGCCCAAGAAGUCCGGAACUGUGCUGGCGGUGUUGUGCAGCUGGGACUUUGGAGCGCAAAGGGCCAAAGAACGCGAGCACUCCACAUCCCCGUCCCCGCCGAUACUGCCUCCCUCGGGCUUACCCUCCAAUGGACCGCCCUCUCUGUCGUCACCAACAUCUGGCACGUCCUCGACGUCCCCGCGAACUCUCCCGCCGACGUCGCCGGUCUUCUCCCAUACAGCGACUACAUCCUAGGCACCCCCGAGGGAGUCCUCCACGGCGAGAGCGGGCUCAGCGAGCUAGUGGAGGACCACAUUGGCCGCCCCCUGCGCCUUUACAUCUACAACAACGAGUACAACGUCACCCGCGAGGUGACCAUCCAGCCCAGCCGGGACUGGGGUGGUGAGGGUGCUCUCGGCUGCGUCCUAGGCUACGGCGCUUUGCACCGGGUGCCAGCGCCCCUGAGCGAGCCUGUGCACGCCCCAGGCGAGACCCUGUUCGACGGCGACUCGGAGCAAUACGGACACGUCGGACAGCAGCAACAGUAUCAACAAGAACCUCAGUACAGAUACCCGGGUGCAGCACCACCACCAGCAGGCGUUCAAUCGCACUACGCCCCUUUUGCUACUACAACCUCCCCUCCGCCCCCACCCGUCGGCGGUGGUGAGUUUCUCAUACCAGCGCAGAUGGUCGGCACACCACCACCCCCGGCAACACAGUUUGGCGGCGCGGCGGUCGCUUCUGCUCCGCCUAGGGGAAAGAAGAAGGAGAGACCGGCGAAUAGGACAGGGUUGGGCUCGAUGGAUGAUUACUUCAAGGAGCAGGAGAAGAAGAGUAGGGAAUUGGAUAAUGCUCCUAGCAGGAAGAACACACCAGUACCGCCGCCGCCAAUGGGAGGUCCUCCUAAAGGUGGACCGCCCAAGGCAGUGUCGUCGCCCCCGCCUGGUAGUGCGCAAGGGGAAGAGACGGCUGAGGGGGGCGAGAGUUAGUGGCUUAAGGUAGAAUACUGGGAGAAGUUUGACUAGGAGGUUGUGAAUGAUACCUGUGAUAUUAUGAUUACAAGCAUCCAAGGCUGGGGCGUGGUGAUUGUCUUUGACAAUGGCGGCGGACUUCCGUCCAGUACUGGGGUCUGGGAACUUGCGGGCAUUGAAGCUCUUUGAAGACUCCCGUCGCCUGGCGUCAUGACAUGUCCGAAGUUGGUGAAGUUGGAAUGGUGCCCCCCUACAGCGGUAUUGGUUGUUGACCAUUUCCAGCGAGUGGGUGAAGGA
This is a messenger RNA of Neurospora tetraspora, 1613 nucleotides long. RefSeq names its product GRASP55/65 PDZ-like domain-containing protein. Gene Ontology annotation, biological process: Golgi organization. The transcript is spliced from 3 exons. The coding region runs from base 165 to 1334 and encodes 389 amino acids. Gene Ontology annotation, molecular function: protein binding. Gene Ontology annotation, cellular component: Golgi apparatus. The record is from RefSeq and is a predicted model, not a curated record. NCBI's taxonomy places the organism in Eukaryota, Fungi, Ascomycota, Sordariomycetes, Sordariales, Sordariaceae.